UCGUGUCCAGGCGGGGUGACUCUCAGUUCCGCGCGCGCUCAGCUGACUCCCGUUCCCACGGCUCUACGGUUUACGUUGCGCGUCGCGGACGGAGUGCGGGACUAAAGGGGCGCGUGUGCGGUCGCGUGGCGACAUCGGUAAUAUCGGUAUCCGGUAAUCAUCGGUGCCCGUCGCAGAGAAUACGACUCGGUCGGCCGCCAGCAGGAGAGAGAGAGAGAGAGAGAGGGAGAGAGAACGCUAGGAGCGUACGCGAGGCGGACGGAGAAGGAGACAGGCGUGGAGGUUAGGUCAGCCCCACCGACGUUGACUCGACAGUUUUCUUGGCCGCGCGGAGCGUCGCCGCGACGCUAGGGACUUUGGCGCCGCCGCACACUCGUGCGGCCGUACGACACAGCGGGCUGAACAGCUGAUGCUCCACGGACACCGGCGAGAUGUCAAAUAUCAUCCUGCGCGUGCAGUCUCCAGAGGGUACAAAGCGUAUAGAAGUGCUACCAUCCGACACAAUUUCUCAGCUUUACGAGAAGGUGUACGAAGCCUUCGAUCUAAAUAGUUUUGGAUUUAAUCUCUGUAAGCAACGAAGCCAGAAGGAGCCACUCACGUCCACCCGGAGCAGAACGGUGUCAGGGAUCGGUCUUUCUCAUGGAGACAUACUUUACCUCGUGCCAGCCAAUGGCACGCAACUGUGGAGUGCUCCGUCAACCAGUAGUGCCUCCAAUAACACUUCUACAGAAUCAGGCCCAAUGGACACUGCAAACGGAAUUACAAACCGUUCAUCUGGUAUUUCGCGAUCUCCGUCGAGUGUAGUCGAGAAUGACAUCGACGAGCAAUUGUGGAAGCUGGACGGCAAGAUCCAGCGUAAACGCGACGAGAAACUUUGUCGGCAUGGAGCGAGAGGAUGCUGCGUUCACUGUUCGCCCCUGGAACCCUUUGACGAAUUUUACCUGAAGGAACAAAAUAUCAAGCAUCUGUCCUUUCAUUCAUAUCUCAGGAAGCUCACUGCCGGAGUUGAUAGGGGCAAGUUCAUACAAUUAGACGACAUAAGCUGCCGUAUAAAGACUGGCUGCAAGGACCAUCCGCCGUGGCCGCGAGGGAUCUGCAGCAAGUGCCAACCGAACUCAAUCACUCUGAACCGCCAGACUUAUCGGCACGUGGACAACGUCAUGUUCGAAAAUGCUAGUUUAGUAGAACGUUUUCUUAAUUACUGGCGCAGCACUGGGCACCAACGUAUCGGCUAUCUGUACGGAAAAUACGAAGUACAUUCGGAUGUUCCGCUAGGAAUUAGAGCAGUCGUUGCGGCCAUAUACGAACCACCGCAGGAAAGUACAAAAGACACGAUAAGACUUCUGCCGGACGAGAAGGAAGCGUUAGUCGAGGAAUUAGGCCGGACACUUAAUCUGAGGAGAGUCGGAUGGAUUUUCACCGACCUCAUUGCCGACGAUGUCAAGAAGGGAACGGUCAAACACGUCCGCAAUAUAGAAAGCCAUUUCCUAUCUGCUCAAGAGUGCAUUAUGGCUGGGUACUUUCAAAAUCGGUACCCAAACCCCUGCCGCUUCUCGCCUAACGGUUAUUUCGGCUCAAAAUUUGUAACUGUCUGCGUCACAGGUGACGAUAAAAAUCAAGUACACAUGGAGGGCUAUCAGGUAUCCAAUCAAUGCAUGGCGUUGGUACGAGACGGCUGUUUGGUUCCUACAAAAGACGCACCGGAAUUGGGCUACGUGAUCGAGUCGACCGAUAAGCAAUACGUUCCGGAUGUCUUCUAUAAGGAGAAAGAUACAUAUGGGAACGAGGUGACGAGAUUAGGGAGACCUUUGCCAGUAGAAUAUUUAUUGGUUGAUGUACCUGCGUCCACACCGCUUACUCCGCAAUUUACUUUCUUCACGGAUGACAACAUCACUCCAUUCCCAGUUGAGAACAGGCAAGUCGAUGGACAAGUUCAAGAAUUCAACUCACUGUGCACCUACAUGCAGCAGUUUAACAGCGAUCAAUUUCUGGAAGCGACCUCCGACUUUCACUUGCUCCUCUUCAUCGCUAUCAUGGAUAUGUAUCCAAUGAAGGACCACAUGUUGCCACUGCUGGAGGCAAUUCGCAAUAAGGACAAGCAGAAAGCAAUGGAGUGGGCUCAAUCGGAGCAUUGGGCGACCGUGGAGCAACUCAUAUCCGUGACCUCCACGUCGUCGCGUCCACCGCAAGCCUCGUCCUUCGGUAACAGCUCGAGGACGUUGCCCUCCGCGACCGCGGAGGGCGGCGGUGGGAUAGGCGUCGGUACCGAGCCGAUCGCGAAUCCGCCACCGGACCAAGCUCUCUGGACCUGUUCCCACUGCACUUUCCUCAAUGCCGCGGACUUAGCAGUUUGCGAGAUGUGCAAUCUGCCAAGAGAAGAUGUUGAAGAAUAUGACGAAGAGAUGAUGAGGGAAUUGUUUUGAUAACGGAUUCGUGAGUUCAACAGUUCAAUCGAGCCUAACGAUGCAACAAAUUUGCAUCGACAUUUCGGCAUUAGACAAAUUUACAAUCGCGUAGACUUUAUGUACGUCAUACACAAUAUAUUUUUUCACGAACGAUACUUAAUUAUGAUUCCUUAGUGUGGAGGAAACGCACAGCUUUGCAACAAUUUGCAAAGGAUUAGUUAUCGCAGGCGAAGCGUAGGGGCAUGUAAUUGACUGACGAGAGCGGGAAUUGCACAUGUAGACUGUUGAAACAUUAUUAUACAUCCGCUGUUUAUUUAAAUCAUAUUCCAAAUAAAGUUUCUCUUGCAACAA
Molecule: messenger RNA, 2756 nt
Organism: Vollenhovia emeryi
Lineage: Eukaryota; Metazoa; Arthropoda; Insecta; Hymenoptera; Formicidae
Gene: Npl4
Product: nuclear protein localization protein 4 homolog
Exons: 13
Coding region: 432-2423 (663 amino acids)
Biological process (GO): ubiquitin-dependent protein catabolic process
Cellular component (GO): nucleus
Molecular function (GO): ubiquitin protein ligase binding; ubiquitin binding
Source: RefSeq, a predicted model, not a curated record